Messenger RNA from Durusdinium trenchii, 1290 nucleotides. The record is from the annotation of a GenBank genome assembly. NCBI's taxonomy places the organism in Eukaryota, Dinophyceae, Suessiales, Symbiodiniaceae.
AUGGCGUCCCUGGUGGCGGGCCUUUUUGCCCCACACGAACGAGUUGGCCGAGGUGUGGCAGAGCACUUUUGCUGCUCCCAGCGGCGGCCCUCGCCGCCCUCAGAGCAGCACAUGGCGAAACUGCUCACCUACAAGGUGGAGUGCUACUGCGAUGCAGUUGAAUCACGGCGGAAAAGCCUAGCUGCUGUGGAUGGCUUUUACCGUGAGCUGAUGGUUUGCCAGUGGCGGAUCGAGGCGAUUGAGGCACAGCAGCGUGCGCUGCAGACACCAGAGGCGCUUCCCGUUCCAGCAUUUGAAGCUGACACUGAAGGAGCCGAAGCGCCUGCAUUUCACCUGGUGGAGACAUGCCUUUCAGAGCUCGCAACCUUGCGUGAUGCUGCUCAACACGGCAUCCAGGAGCGAGCAGCUCACUAUGCCCUGGCCAGCCAUGGCCCGCGAAUGGCUUCUUCUGUCGAGGAGAAGAGCAUGGCGCUAGAAGGAUACUUGAAGCUUGCAGACGAAGUCUUUGCAGAAGCCAGCGCAGAGAUGAGGGGCCUUGCCGAGCAACGAUCUGCCUGGGCGAAUCUUCCAAACUCCCUGGCGCGGCGCCUGAAAUUUUGGAGCUGCGAAUUGGAGGAGACUUGGAGCAACUGGCAAGAUGCCACGUCCAGGAUGUACAGUUCAGGUCAUGAUGCGCUCUGUGCUUGGCGUGAGAUUGCAGAAGUAUUGGAAUAUGCUUGCCAGCAUUUUGAACAUGUGCAAGAUGGAGGGCAGAAGUGGCAGAAGGCAAACUUUGCAUUUGCAAAGGCUGAACUUCAAAGUGCCCUCGUCACAUUUGUCGCUCGGAGCUUGGAAGUGGAAUUGCUGAACCCUUUAGGACUUUGCGGCCUUCAUGGGGAUGGUUACUUUUCGAGAAAGGAGGAACAAGGCUUUUCCCUGGAGACGCGCUUGGACAUGCUGACGACCGUUCUCGAGCUACUUGAUCAUCUCCACGUUUUAGACAAAGUUGGAGAAGAACUGCUGCGUUUAGGCUCGGAGUCCCUUCCUUUACCCGCGUGUGAUACCGCAGCCUGGCUUGGAGAGAAUGUGACAGCGAAGGCAAAGCCGGAUGCUUUUGUGCAACUGCAAAGCUUGGCUUCCGGUGGGCACGCUGCUCGCGUGCUGCUGCCCUGGUUCAUCGAAUGCCUGGUACAGGCAGUGGCUUCCGCAGCAAAACGAGAACAUAAGGAGGACUCAUCGAUAGCCUUUGUGUUGUGGAAGCGUUUGGACUUGCCCUCCGCAAGCUCACUGUUGGCCGCUGAGCAUGAAUGA